UUUAAGGGUUACGCGCGUACAAAUUUCUUGAUCGCCCGAUCAUCGCCUGUCUAAAGUUAUACGCCAAUUCAGAAUAAGCUAUUAUCCAACAUGCGGUUAGCCGACGUCUAAGCAACAAAAGAAAAUUUAAUCGCCGGGCUGGGCAUGUUUAUGUCCGCGUUUAGGUGGAACGCAAGUACAUGCAGCACAGGUUUAGACAUCAUGGAGGCGGUUUUACAAAUUCUUGAGUUUGCACAAGAGGAGGAGGAGGAGGAGGUACUGUUGGGCCGUCCUCGUGUCGAAAGAGUAUUUGAGGUCCGAGUGGAUGCGCUCCGAAAGUAUAGCGACAGUAAAUUUAUCCGCAGAUUCCGGGUUUCCAAGGACACAUUUCGUUGGCUAGUAGAUUUCUUAGCCCCGGAUUUGAUGCCACUAAAGGAGAGUAAUCAUGCUCUGAACCCGGAGCAGCAGGUGCUGGUUGCCAUGCGCUUUUAUGCCAGGGCAUCAUUCCAAAUGGACAUUGGUGAUAUGUGUGGCGUAUCCCAGGCAACUGUCUGCAGGGUGGUUCAUCGCGUUUCCUCUGCUAUUUGUGCCAGACGUCAGCAAUUCAUUCACUUUCCAACCACACCGGAAGAAAGGAGAACUAUUGCCGAAGGCUUCUAUGAGAUUGCCCAAUUCCCUGGGGUCGUUGGUGCUAUAGACGGUUCCCAUGUUGCUAUAGUUAAUCCUGGUGGGGAGCGUGCGGCCCAUUUUAUCAAUCGUAAAGGUUGGUAUAGUAUCAACUGCCAGGGUGUUGUGGACCAUCAACUUCUUUUCACUAACAUUGUUGCCAGAUGGUACGGUUCGGCACAUGACUCGCGGAUAUUUCAAGAAUCACAACUAUUCCGUAAAUUUCAAGCAGGGGAAUACAGAGGCAUUUUGCUAGGGGAUCCGGCCUACACUUGCAGCACGUUCAUGCUUACCCCGGUUCGCAACCCAACAACACCAGAGGAGAACCGUUACAACAAUGCCCAACGACGUACCCGGGGAGUGGUUGAACGAGCAUUCGGGAUUUGGAAAAAGAGAUUUCCCUGCGUCUCUAAGGGAAUGCAUCUGAGGUGUUCAGUGAGUAUCAUAAACGGUUCACUGGUGAUGGAAACGGUUUACUCCCCCUUGUGUUGUACGCUUUGCCAAAAAAACACGUUAACACAGAUAAACUGACUCUGAUAUUAAAUUUCAUUUUUCAGUUGGAUCACAACAUGGCAAUAAUAGUUGCGACCACCUGCUUACAUAAUCUCGCCACACGAAUGAAUGAUCCUGUACCGGAGCCAGAAGCUGACCUUCCUCGACGUGAAAUCGGUGAACCAGAACGACCCAUCAACCCGGCUGAAGUAAAUUUCAGAGGAAACUUAUUCCGACAACGAUUCAUCAUGCAGCAUUUUAAUCAAUAAGACAAGGCUUCGGUCGUCUUCUGUAAUGCUGAACUUGUCGGCUGUCUCGGAGCGACGGCUCUCUGCUGAUGUGUGGCAACGAGUGUCUGCUGACGUGAACUGGUGUGGGUUGUCUGCU
Lineus longissimus is the source of this 1524-nucleotide messenger RNA. RefSeq names its product putative nuclease HARBI1. NCBI's taxonomy places the organism in Eukaryota, Metazoa, Nemertea, Pilidiophora, Heteronemertea, Lineidae. The transcript is spliced from 2 exons. The coding region runs from base 145 to 1176 and encodes 343 amino acids. The record is from RefSeq and is a predicted model, not a curated record.